UUUGCCGGUUUAGGAAGGACAACGUGGUUGGAAAACGUGGUUGUCUUUUCUUGCCAAAAACCCACUUUAACAUUAGAAAAUCCUUCAUACCCAUGAGCAAAGAUACUAAAGAUGAAUUUCCGUACUGCCAUGAAGUCUCAAAAUACGAAAAACUUGCCAAAAUCGGCCAAGGAACGUUCGGCGAGGUUUUCAAGGCCAGGAGCAGAAAAAAUCCUAAAGAGGUGGUCGCCCUCAAGAAAGUCCUUAUGGACAACGAGAAAGAGGGGUUCCCAAUCACUGCUCUCAGGGAGAUUAAGAUCCUACAGCUCCUUAAACACGAAAACGUGGUCAACUUGUUAGAGAUUUGCCGCACCAAAGCCUUACCCUACAACCGCAAYAAAGCUAGUAUUUAUUUGGUGUUUGAGUUCUGUGAGCAUGAUUUAGCUGGRCUAUUAAACAAUCCUGCUGUAAAGUUCUCAUUAUCCGAGAUGAAAAAGAUCAGUCAGAUGUUACUCAAUGCGCUGUACUUCAUCCAUAGCAACAAGAUACUUCAUAGAGACAUGAAAGCUGCRAAUGUUCUUAUCACCAAGAAUGGUAUCUUGAAACUUGCCGACUUUGGACUAGCACGAGCAAUUCACAUAAACAAAGAACAAAAGCAAAGGUACACUAACCGAGUAGUAACGUUAUGGUAUCGACCCCCAGAGCUUUUACUUGGGGAAAGGAAUUAUGGACCACCGAUUGAUAUUUGGGGUGCAGGCUGUAUCAUGGCAGAAUUAUGGACUCGCCGACCUAUCAUGCAAGGAAACACAGAACAAAACCAACUGACUUUGAUAUGCCACUUGUGUGGAUCUAUUACGCCAGAGGUGUGGCCAGGAGUCGAUAAGCUUGAGCUGUAUGAAAAGUUGGUUCUUCCAGAACAGCAAAGGAGACGAGUUAAAGAAAGGCUUAGAACAUAUGUUAAAGAUCAACAUGCUUUGGACUUGCUUGACAAGAUGUUGACGUUGGAUCCUGCACAACGUAUGGAUGCUGAUUCUGCCCUUAACCAYGAUUACUUCUGGACUGAUCCUAUGCCCACYGAUCUCACUCGAACAUUAGCUAUGCAUAACCAGUCUAUGUUUGAAUAUUUGGCUCCGCCAAGACAUGGUGCUCAAAGGCAGCCAGCUGCUCCCAAACCAGGGGUUGCACCGCAACAAGGCAAUGUGCAAAGCGCCACGUAUGACAGAAUUUUCUAAAUUAGUUAUUGUUUUUGAUUUUGAAAAUGCACUUAUGAAAAACUUUUGGGGAUAUUAUAAUUGCUAAU
Actinia tenebrosa (Australian red waratah sea anemone) is the source of this 1279-nucleotide messenger RNA. RefSeq names its product cyclin-dependent kinase 9. Gene Ontology annotation, molecular function: RNA polymerase II CTD heptapeptide repeat kinase activity; cyclin-dependent protein serine/threonine kinase activity; ATP binding. Lineage: Eukaryota; Metazoa; Cnidaria; Anthozoa; Actiniaria; Actiniidae. Gene Ontology annotation, biological process: protein phosphorylation. Gene Ontology annotation, cellular component: nucleus. The record is from RefSeq and is a predicted model, not a curated record.